Molecule: messenger RNA, 8600 nt
Organism: Monomorium pharaonis (pharaoh ant)
Lineage: Eukaryota; Metazoa; Arthropoda; Insecta; Hymenoptera; Formicidae
Gene: Mdr49
Product: multidrug resistance protein homolog 49
Exons: 17
Coding region: 1133-5179 (1348 amino acids)
Biological process (GO): transmembrane transport
Cellular component (GO): membrane
Molecular function (GO): ATP binding; ATP hydrolysis activity; ABC-type transporter activity
Source: RefSeq, a predicted model, not a curated record
UGUGAAAGAAGGAAAUUGGAAAUUUCUUUAUCGGACAAAGACGUUCUAGGUCUGCCACAGGUCGUUGCCGACUGGUGGUGGGUGUAAAACCCCGGCGCUGAUGUCCGCCAGGUAGACCCGGGUUGGCAUAAGUAAGCGACCGUCACUACGGAUACGCAGCUCACACAUACACGGUCACGCAACGCGAUGAGUGCGGUAGGCAGUAGACGGUGGUAUACAUAGAGGUUCUAGUGGCAGCGGGGUCAGUGUAAAACUGCCGUCUGUCCGUAACGUGUCGAACCGUAACGUUAGCCGGUCGUACAGUUCGACCGGCGCGACCGUCCUCCUUCAGUCCAGAGGAGGAGUCCUGCAUAAAGAGGAAGCGCCGACGGCGCUUCUAUCCGGGAAUUUUCUUAUCGCGAGGAGUUACGCCGAACACCGAAACCCUCGAAAUCCCCCCGCUUCUCCUGUACAAAAAAAAAAAAAAAUUCGAUGGACAAGCGGCCAUAUGGUGAAACAGCGGAGAUUUAUCGGAAAUACCAACAACAAGAUGAUCAAUAUACGAGAACCUUUGUAGAUAUUUUAGAAGGGUAAUACGCACGGUCCGAAUCUAGGAAACGUUGUUUCUCGUGAGUUAAAUGCGAAAGUAGGUCUGCACGAGAAAUUUCACAGAGGCAACUGUUGUCGUGCGUUGCAAGAAGAGUCACGAGAGAUUCGUCAACAGGAUCGCAAAACAUUCUGCGAUUCAGUCUCCGCGGUGGAGACGAGUGCUAGAUCCGUCGCGCGCGGAUCUAGGUGUGAUCUGAACUUGUGAUUCGAUUUCCUUUUUUCGCAUUUCGUCGAGAUUUAGAGAGAUUUUUUUCUCACUUUCUUAUUACGAUUUUUAGAUACCGUUGUUUAUUUUACCGGAAGAAGAGAGUGUGUAAGCCAAAGCUAUAAUCGAGAGUAUUAUCCGGAGUAUUGAUUUACGCUCGUACCAUUGACACAGAGGAAGCGGGACAAUUUUACGUAUCGCAGUCGAGGGGGACACGUGGUCGAGCUCUGUGGAAAAAAAAAACCGGACGGCGCUUUAAUUCCCGUCCGACCGAAUUUUCGACCCUCGUGCGCCGCGCCGGAGUUUUCGUCAUAAUGAGUCGUUAAUUAAGAAUGCACAAUGACGCAGCGAAUUUAUCCAUUGUCGACGAGCCCCCGCGAGGGGUCUCCGGAUAUCCAAAUGGAGACGCUCAUGGCGAAUCACUCCCCCCGCCAGGGAAGAAUAAUCUCGAGAUACACGCGACAAGACAAGGAGAAGGAUAAACACGAGGCCGAAUACAUGCUACGGGAAAAUGGCAAAGCAAUGGAAUUUGUGCCGCAGACGAAGGAGGAGGAGGAGGAGGACAAAUCAGCCUCGGACUCGAAAUCGCUGACCCCCGUGCCUUACUACAGACUGUUUCGAUUCGCAACGUGGUUCGAGUUGACGCUGAUCGCAUCAGGCAUCGUACUGGGUUGCUUCGUAGGCAUGUGCAUUCCAGCUGCGAUUAUCGAAUAUGGUGAAUUCAGCACUAUGCUUUUGGAUCGCAACAGGGAGAAUGACACUACCACACCGACCAUCAUAUUGCCAUGGUUCGGGGGUGGGAAGAUUUUAGGUCCUAAUUCGACCUACGAAGAAAGGAUGGACGCUCUUUACGACGAUGCGGUGGCUUUUGGGGCCGCCUGCGCGGCGCUAUCGGCGAUUAUGUUCGUCCUUUGCAUGCUCAUGGUCGACUUGCUCAAUUUCGCCGCCUCCAGGCAAAUCUCCAGGAUACGCAAGAUGUUCCUGAAAGCCGUUCUUAGGCAAGACAUGUCGUGGUACGACACAAACACAUCGACCAACUUCGCCAGCAGAAUUAACGAGGACCUGGAGAAGAUGAAGGACGGCAUGGGGGACAAGCUAAGCAUCAUCACGUAUUUAAUAAGCUCGUUCUUCGCCUCCGUUAUUAUCUCGUUCGUGUACGGCUGGAAGCUGACCCUGGUCAUGCUGAGCUGCGCGCCGAUCAUAGUGAUCGCCACGGCCGUGGUCGCCAAGGUGCAGAGUUCGCUCUCGGCCAUGGAGCUGGCGGCCUACGGCCAGGCCGGCAACGUCGCCGAGGAAGUUCUCGCCGCCAUCAGGACCGUGGUCGCCUUUAACGGCGAGCAGAAGGAGGUGGAGCGGUACACGGAGAAGCUCGGGCCCGCGGAAAAGACCGGCAUUAAGAGAGGCAUGUGGUCCGGGAUCGGCGGUGGCGUCAUGUGGCUCAUUAUAUACCUCAGCUACGCCCUCGCGUUCUGGUACGGGGUGCAAUUAAUCCUGGACGAUCGCCCGAAGGAGGUGAGAGAGUACACGCCGGCCGUGUUAGUGAUAGUGUUUUUCGGCGUCCUGUCCGGCGCGCAGAACAUGGGCCUGACCUCGCCGCAUCUCGAGGCGUUCGCGAUGGCGCGGGGCUCGGCGGCCGCGGUUUUCAACGUGAUCGACCGCGUGCCGGAGAUCGACAGCCUCAGCAGGGACGGUCGGAAGCUCGACUCGGUCAGGGGCGAGAUCGAGUUUAAGAACGUCGCGUUCCGCUACCCGGCGCGAAAGGACGUCCAGGUGCUCACCGCGCUGAACCUGAAGAUCAAUCGCGGCGAAACGGUGGCGCUCGUAGGCGAAUCCGGAUGCGGCAAAUCCACCUGCCUGCAGCUCGUCCAGCGGCUCUACGAUCCCCUUGACGGACAGGUCCUCCUGGACGGGGUCGACGUGUCGUCGUUGAACGUUCACUGGCUACGCUCGCACAUCGGCCUGGUCGGCCAGGAGCCGGUGCUCUUUGACACAACGAUACGCGAGAACAUUCGCUACGGAAAUGACAGGAUUACCGAGGAGGAGAUGAUCAAAGCCGCGAAGGAAGCGAACGCUCACGACUUCAUCAGCAAACUGCCGGAGGGAUACGAUAGCCCGGUAGGCGAGAGAGGCUCUCAGAUGUCGGGUGGACAGAAGCAGAGAAUCGCCAUCGCACGCGCGCUAGCGAGGAAUCCGGCGAUACUUCUGCUGGACGAGGCGACGUCUGCGUUGGACGUUCAUAGCGAGGCGACCGUGCAAAGGGCCCUCGACGCGGCGGCGAAGGGAAGAACGACGAUUAUAGUCAGCCACAGACUUUCCACCAUCACGAACGUCGACAGGAUCGUGUUUAUUAAGGACGGAGUCGUCGUCGAGCAGGGAACUCACGAGGAGUUAAUGGCGCUCAAAAAACACUAUUACGGACUGCAUGCCGCCCAUGCGGAAGCAGUGGCUAAAGAUAAGGUCACAAAAACCAAGAGCACGGUGUCCACCCCGAAGACGAAGAUGAAGAUAAAUCCGCCAUUGAACAAGCAAUUCUCAACGUUAUCCGCGCACUCCCAUCGACUAUCUCUCGCGAGAUCCGAGUCCUCGGAUGGGGAGGAAUUGGACGAGCAGGAGAAACCCUACGACGCGCCUAUGAUGAGGAUAUUCGGGCUGAACAGACCGGAAUGGCCGUACAAUUUAAUCGGAUGCAUCGCGGCGGCAACGGUCGGAGCCUCCUUCCCCGCCUUCGCUAUACUAUUCGGUGACAUCUACAAGAUAUUGAACAUCCCCGACCCCGACGAGACCAUGAAGGAGGUCAUUACCCUCUCGAUACUCUUCAUCGUCGUCGGCGUGCUGACCGGUCUCGGUACCUUCCUGCAGAUGCACAUGUUCGGCCUGUCCGGCGUGCGUAUGACGACGCGAAUAAGGAAGAUGGCGUUCACCGCGAUGCUGAAGCAGGAUAUGGGCUGGUACGACGACGACGCGAACAGCGUGGGCGCGCUCUGCGCGAGGCUGUCGUCGGACGCCGCGGCGGUUCAGGGCGCGACCGGGACCCGCGUCGGGUCCAUGCUCCAGGCCUUUUCCACCCUCGUGAUCGGCAUCGGGAUAUCCAUGUACUACACCUGGAAGAUGACGCUGGUCUCGGUGGUGUCGAUCCCGCUGGUGCUCGUCUCGGUGUUCUUCGAGGCGCGAGUCAUGGGCGGUCAGGGUAUGCAGGAGAAGAAGAAGAUGGAGUCGGCCACCCGGGUGGCCGUUGAGGCGAUAACGCACAUACGUACGGUAGCCAGCCUCAACAGGGAGGAGGCCUUCUACCAGAGGUACUGCAAGGAACUGGACCUCGUCGCCCAGGCGACCAAGGUCAAGAACAGGCUUAGGGGACUGGUAUACUCGUGUGGGCAGACCGUGCCGAUGUUCGGCUAUGCUAUAAGUCUCUACUAUGGCGGCUACCUGGUGGCCAGGGAAGGACUGAGCUACGAGAAGGUCAUCAAGGUGUCGGAGGCGUUGAUCUUCGGCUCGUGGAUGCUCGGGCAGGCGCUCGCCUUCGCCCCCAAUUUCAACACGGCCAAGAUAUCGGCCGGCAGGAUUUUCAAGCUGCUCGACAGAGUCCCGGAAAUCACCUCGCCACCGGGAUCAGAGGGACAGGAUUCAGAUUGGAAGGCGGACGGCCUGAUACAGUUCUCGAAGGUCGACUUCCAUUAUCCGACGCGAUCGGAGAUGCCGGUGCUCAAAGGGCUGAAUCUGAUCGUGAAGACGGGUCAGAUGGUCGCCCUCGUGGGCCAGAGCGGCUGCGGGAAAUCCACUUGCAUUCAGUUGCUGCAGCGGCUCUACGACCCGAUCUCCGGCAACGUGACUAUGGACCGGCGUGACAUCGCCUCGGUCUCGCUGGCCACCCUCAGAUCGCAGCUCGGUGUCGUCGGGCAGGAGCCGGUGCUAUUCGACAGAACGAUCGCGGAGAACAUCGCCUACGGCGACAACAGCAGGCAGCCGUCCAUGGACGAGAUCAUCGAGGCCGCCAAAAUGUCGAACAUCCAUACGUUCGUCGCCUCGCUGCCGCUGGGCUACGAUACGAGACUGGGAUCAAAGGGCACUCAGCUUAGUGGCGGGCAGAAGCAGCGAAUAGCGAUCGCACGUGCGCUAUUGAGAAAUCCUCGAGUUCUGCUGCUGGACGAAGCCACUUCGGCCCUCGAUACUCAAAGCGAGCAGGUCGUGCAGGCGGCCCUGGACAAGGCCAUGCAGGGCAGGACGUGCAUCACCAUAGCCCACCGUUUGGCCACUAUAAGGAACGCCGACGUGAUCUGCGUGCUCGAUCGGGGCUCCGUGGCCGAGAUGGGCACCCACGACGAUCUGAUGGAGGCUGACGGUCUCUACGCUCACUUGCAUGCUCUCCAGCAGUCCGCUAUGCAGUAGAGGAGCGACUCAUGGUGUCGCGAAUCCUUUCCGCUUUUUCCUCGUUCGCCCGCGACUCGAUCGUUCGCGGUGCACCGAGUGUCGUCUUGAGGGCGCGAUGUCAAGAGGUGGUCGAGCGCGUGAAAAGCGAAGGAGUGAAAACCGCGGAAUGAAACUCGAGUGGCCACUAUCACCACCGCCGAGAGGCCAUGAGAUAGAUGUCCAAGAGCACAAAGUAUAACAGCCGACGUUCAAAGGAACGAACGCCCCGAGAUAGAAAACAGACCCCCGUAGGUUUACGAGCGUUCAACGGUUUAUCACCGUGUCGACUCUGCGACGAGCGUGAUGAUAGGUAGCGCGCCGUUCACGGUUGGGAUCACUAAUCCCGAGGAUCACGAUCUCGAGCGACUGUACUUUCCAGCGGAAGCUUGACCGUAAGUCAAAAUUCGGGGUUUUAUCGACGUCAGAAUUUUCGGAUUUAAUUUUCAGCCAGCCACACGCGAAUAACCCCCCCCCCCCCAUCAACUUGUCGCUCUGCAUGCAUCUUUUUACACGUUGACACGAGUGAAUCGUGGUAGUGUCACCGCGAUUUUCUUAUGAAUGUGAAAACCGUUUUUCCAUAUUUUGAUAAAUAUAUAUUAUUAGAUUUAUGCGUGAACUGUAAUAGCUGUAAUUAACCCCUCGGGCGACUAUAUUUUUCUCUGUAAACAAUCUGGAUCCUUUUUGUCUGAAAUUCAGAAUUACUUUCUAACAUCUCUGCACUAUCAAGUAGUUGUUUAAUUCAUUAAAAAUCUUUAUUCAAUAACAAUUAAAACGGGAGAGUAAAAUUGUACUCGUGCCAAAAAGGAUCCAGAUGGCCGAGAAAGGGUUAACGAAGGCUAAUGAAGCAAGGGCACGAUGAGAACUUGCCUCCUUUUUCUACUCCUUUUUCUCUCUCUACAUUUCUGCGCCCAUCUUAUUCGCGCUCUGUCACAUCUUCACUGGUAGUUUUAUACAUAAUACUUUUUUGCGGCUGGUAGACUUAAGUCCCCCGUCAAACACCUUUUAUCGGGGACACGCACGUUACUUCUCCUGGCGGCCACGUUACUUCAUUAAACAUUGUACCACGCGCGCCCACGUAACGAUUCAACCCCCAUGCCGUCUAGCCAGACGGCGAAACGCGUCACGCGGCAUUAUCCUUAAUGGCAGGCAACGUAAUAGACUUUGCCCGCCACCGCCCCGCCGUUAUUCGUACGCGUCGACUUUCCUCCGUAGCGACCUUCUCAGGUGAUAAUAUUUCUCCGCGCGAUAGUGCCGCACGUACGCCGCGCGAAAUCCUUACGAUCUUUGCGAGAUCGUAUCUCGCGUGACGAGUGCUGGGAAAGAAGGGUGUUACGAAAAGACCCGUUUAUUACUGUGCUCAGUAAAAGUGAAAUAGACAUCUUUUUUUUUUUGACAAUACAUUAAAUUGAAAUUGAAUUAAUUUUUUAUAUAUGUUCCCGUCGUGACGUAAUUUUAAACGGCAAAAGCUGGAAGAAAUGAUGGCACCGGGACUCCGAGAGCCGAGUCGAAUAAGAAAGACGGAGUGCAAACAGGCGCAAUUAGCGUAAUUAAUAUUAUCGAUGCGUCUCUUUUGCGUGUGCCCCGCUAGAUCAGAUAGACGGCGCGACGACAAAUCGAUUGGUUAGCGGGACGUAACUCGCGUAACGAGGCGUGCAAAUGGCGACAGGUGUUCAAGGGCGUGACGCAAGAGUGAGCGUUCCUCCGCUGUCGACGUCACCGUCGUCGUAAUUUCGACAUUGCCACCGGGCGGCAAACUCCAAACGACGUACCAUGAAAAAUGUAUAAGUACUUCUUCGGGAAUAAUACACGCCUUCGCCCUCCCCCUCCCCCUUCGCAUUUCUUCAUUUCUCCGCUCUUUCGCCUGUAAAAUUCAGACGUUCAUCUUUAUUCCCUUCCUGCGGUGUAAAAGAGCGAAUUCCAUUCUCUCACGCGGAUAUCUGUGAAAUAUAUGGCAAACUCACCAGUGGAGGCGAAACGUCGAAUAAACAAAAUUUGCAGAAGGGACGUCAUAAAUUAUCGUCGCUUGCCCUCCCCUCUGCCUUUCUCACACCUUGUGCCUUAAUGACGACACGUUAGUUUAAUGGACUCGCCGUGACGGACAAGUAUAACGAAGAUGAAGCGGUAGGGAAGAGGGGGGGAGAAUGCGAACGCGAUAUCCGUUCGGGUGAUCGGGAAGGGAGGAGGGGAUGGAAAAUGCUCCCUCUCGCCGGAAAAUAUACGCGUUCGCGAGCAUGUGCUGAAUUCGAUCGGGAGGAAUUAUGUAAAGCGGCGCUCGGUGUACGAGUAAAUUUAUUACCGCAAUAACAGUCGUGUGUGCGAUACGUAUGGCGAGGGAAUAAAUAAAAUGAAAUAGAAAAUCAUAUAUAUUUACGAGGGGGAGAGAGGACGCUCUCCGCGGUGCUCCGGCGUUGCCGUAGUGUCCGGGACUCCUAUGUGUACGAAACGAGAAUCGAUAAUCGCGAAACAAUCAGCGAUCCGUGGGACGGCGAUUUCGGCGCUUUCAAACGUGCGGCUGUCAUAAAUUACACUGUCGUAGCCCCGAGUCAUUUCGCGAUUACGUUCUCCCGGUACCUCGGAGUGCCUGCCUCUCCUUAGGGCCUAAUAACAGGACUCGCCUGGGGGCGCGAAGGCUUAUCGGCUUUGGCGAUGAUAUACGCUCGAAGGGCGAAGAAGGCACGUAUAUAUAUAUAUAUAUAAAAAAAGAGGACCCGGGACGAUUUUUCAGAAUUUGCUUCUUCGGCUUAAGGGAACCGCCGCGUUUCUCAGAUGUCAUCUGAGAUCCAUUAGUCGAGAGAUAAAAUUGCGCAAACACGUCGCGGCCGGAUGCGAAAGAGCGAUCGUCGAUUCUAAUCGAGAUACAAUGGGGCAUUAAACCAAUCGCACGUGUCAAGAGUGAUCUUCAUUUCAGCAUUCUUGUAAAAUUAAAAUUGAAAUUUAACGAUUCUCUUGGAAUAUUUCAAAUUAAAAAUUGCCAUUUAGAUUUGCAUUGACAGAAGAAAUAAAUAUACAAAGCAAAUUACGUUAAUUAUAUUUAUACGUUUAAUAUACAAUUAAAAGAGAGAUUUAGAAUAUCGGAGAAAAUGUGCUCUCGUAACUCUAUCGAUCCCUCGGUCAAUCGCAAAUAGCUACUUAAGAUUAAGGCUGCGGCUGUAAUUAAGAACUCAAGAGAUCUUACAAUUAGUUAAGCUAGGACGAAGGAAACUACCUCGGCUCGGACGUAUAUAAAAAAAAAACAGGGUCCGAAAAUUGUGUGUGUGUUUUUGUACGAGAGACAUGCAUGUCGAACUGUUAUCGCGUGCAUUUGCGGUGGUUACGAGGAUGAGGUAUUCAAGCUUUUGUUAUAAGAGAGAAAUAUUGUGUAACGUAAAAAAUAAUAAAGAACACUAUAAAAGAAGGCGAA